Messenger RNA from Dibothriocephalus latus, 465 nucleotides. The record is from the annotation of a GenBank genome assembly. NCBI's taxonomy places the organism in Eukaryota, Metazoa, Platyhelminthes, Cestoda, Diphyllobothriidea, Diphyllobothriidae.
AUGGCCCCUGAAAUCUACGAAGUCUUGAAAAAAUACGACUCAGAAGGGCUCGUUCCCUUUUGUAACGCGUGCAAAAGUAGUAUCCUUGGCGAGCACGCUGCGGACACCCACACCGAUACAGCAGACGAAGACAAAGCCCUCGAACAAGAUGCGACAAAUUCAGAUGCGGCGAUGCCAGAUACGAUACCGGUACCGGCGACGGCGCCAAUAGAAAAUCUGCACCACGGAGACCCACCUCUCGUGCUUCCUGCUACUUUAAUCGAUGAAAAUGCGGGAUGGAACACGCUGAAACCCACAAAUAAGAGGGCCGAGCUGCAGAGGGUGCCGAAGGCUUCUACUUCGAAGGUUUCUGCAUCGAUAUCUAAGGCGUUAAGGGCAACAAACGACCCAACUGAUAGAAAGAAAUCACUUCUCUUCUUUAAUGUGUCUGAAUCCGAAGGAGUAGAUGCAGAAACACGUGCUUAA